UAUUUUCUUUUGGUCGGUCUUCUUUUGCUUCAAACUUUUCGUCUUCUCGGUAAUUUAUAAUUUUUUAAUCACAAAAAAUAAAUUUAUUUUUAAGGUAAAAAUGGAGGAAGGAGCUUCCAAUGACCAUGCGGAUAAUGGGCAUAUGUCUGAUGAUGAUGAAAACAAAGAAAUGCUAAAGAUGGCACUCUCAAGUUAUCAUCCGUUGAAAGGAGAGGAAGAAGCUCCUCCAUUGUUUUGUCCAAAAUCUUCAAUUGAGCGAGACUUUCCUCCGUUAACGACUGAGGCAAGAAUUCAAUUACGUCAAAGGAAGCACGAUAUUCUUGGAAAAUACAUGGCUGCGCAAAAGUUGAAGGAAAAGAAAAAGGAAAUGAAAGAAAAGGACAAAGCUAAAGAAGACGAUAGUAAGGACAAAAAAGAAGAAAAGAAGAAUGAUGAAGGUAAAAUAUAA
Meloidogyne enterolobii is the source of this 448-nucleotide messenger RNA. Lineage: Eukaryota; Metazoa; Nematoda; Chromadorea; Rhabditida; Meloidogynidae. The record is from the annotation of a GenBank genome assembly.